AUGCCACAUAUCCAUGGAUUCAUUGACAACACCACCUUUAACUACCUUUUGACAAUACAAGACUAUGAAGUCUAUCAGGAACAAUUUAUAUAUGGAAAAGAAGAACAACAGCUAUGGGCAAAGGGAGAACCCACACCAUUUGCACUGAUCCUGGAAGGAGAAGACAUUAGGGCAUUCCUCUGUCUCAGACUCACCAGGUACUGGGUCAUUCCAUACAGCACAACAGUCCUCUCCAUCAUAUCAAAAAAAAAAAAAAAGUGGUCUCCCAGUACAUUGGAUCACAAGAAGGAGAGAGUCCAUGAUUACAUCCAGGAGGAGGCAAAAAGUUUAUCAUCCCACAUUACAGAGCAUAUGCCAAGUACAUUCAGUGGAAGUAUGAACAAGACUAUAGAGAUGGGAGGAGAUAUUAAUAUGAACUUUUGGGAGCAGUCCAAUGAUAUUCCCUCAAACAACAAUUACUGCUCUAUGGUAAUACCAAGUUUGCCAACAAAUUUCAGCAAAUCAUCUGCUGGAAUAGAGUCAUCACACAGAAGUUUGAACUUUCCAUCUACCAGUAACUUAGGGACAGAAGAAUGUACCCAUAAUGCAGAAACUGAGGAAUGGGAUAUAUACAUCAACGAGAAUGAUAACAAUGUGUCACAGCCCACAGCCGACGAGGUAGAACAGAUCCUAGAAAAUCAUAUACAGGAUUUUUGA
Paraglomus brasilianum is the source of this 696-nucleotide messenger RNA. NCBI's taxonomy places the organism in Eukaryota, Fungi, Glomeromycota, Glomeromycetes, Paraglomerales, Paraglomeraceae. The record is from the annotation of a GenBank genome assembly.